AUGGCAACAACACUGGCAUCGGGAUACAUCACCUUGCUAAAAACAACGCUUGGAAGCGGAAUCCUGUCGUUUCCGUAUCUAUUCAAGACAUACGGAAUACUUACAGGAAUCAUCUUGACAAUGGCAUCGGGCAUCUUUUCUGUGCUAGGACUUGUGCUGUAUACCAUAUGCAGUCAGAGCCUGGGAAGACAGGCAACACUCUCAAAGCUGGCCACAGAAAACAUGCCAUAUGUGACAGUACUCGUGGAUUUCUGUGUGUUUCUUAAAUGCUUCGGCGUUGCACUGUCGUAUCUUGUCAUCACAGUCCACCUCCUUCCUUCGCUCAUGCUAAGCGCAUUCGGAUCUUCUGUGCUUUCCGAUCCAAGCAUAUCUCUGCUCAUAUUCAUACUGUGUGUAGGUCCGUUUUCAUACUUCAGCAAGCUCGACAAGCUCAAGUACACCUCAUUCUGCGGCGUGAUCGCCAUCCUGAUUGUCAUAAUGGCCACUGCAUACAGGUACAGAUACUCUUCAUUCAUAAUCCACAAAAAGAUCGACUACUUCGUCCCGGUAUCGUAUACAUGGCUGGACAGCCUUGGAAAGUUUGUCUUUGCAUUCACCUGCCAUCAGAACAUCUUUACCGUUCAGUCAGAAAUGGACGACAACUCUCCAUCAACAAUGAAAAAGCUCAUAUACAUGGUUGCCUCCACAGCUGCACUGCUGUAUAUCUCAUUUGGCAUCCUUAACUACCUUCUCUACAGAGAAGCGAUCAAAGACAACAUCCUGCAAAACUAUCCCGAUGAUCUUCUUGCAUUCGUUGUUCGAUGUCUUUAUGUGCUUGCAAUGGGCGUGUCAUAUCCUCUUCAAGUCAAUCCAUGUAGAUCGCAUCUCAUGAAUAUUGUUUCUCUCAACUCAAAAGUCGAUCAGAACGACUCUUUUAUGGAGUUCAUUGCAACCACCGCAAUAAUAUUGUCCACUUACCUUCUUGCUAUCUCUGGAAUGGGUCUUGGCACAAUAUACUCCAUCAUCGGUGCAACUGCAUCAACAUUCAUAUGCCUGAUCUUCCCAACAAUGCUCUACUUUAGAAUGGACAUUGACAGAUCAAAAUGGCUGACAUUUCUGUCAUAUGCCGGUUUUGUUUUCGGAAUGCUCGUAUUCCUCACUUCCAUGCUCAGCAUCUUUUUCAGCAGCUCGCCUCUGCCUCUGUAA
This is a messenger RNA of Ordospora pajunii, 1185 nucleotides long. Its product is annotated as transmembrane aminoacid transporter protein. Gene Ontology annotation, cellular component: fungal-type vacuole membrane. Gene Ontology annotation, biological process: amino acid transmembrane transport. The record is from RefSeq and is a predicted model, not a curated record. The coding region runs from base 1 to 1185 and encodes 394 amino acids. The transcript has a single exon. Lineage: Eukaryota; Fungi; Microsporidia; Ordosporidae. Gene Ontology annotation, molecular function: L-amino acid transmembrane transporter activity.